Molecule: messenger RNA, 1324 nt
Organism: Nicotiana tabacum (common tobacco)
Lineage: Eukaryota; Viridiplantae; Streptophyta; Magnoliopsida; Solanales; Solanaceae
Source: RefSeq, a predicted model, not a curated record
UAGUAGGAUAGGGUCAGCACGAAACCGAGCCCAGUACGGCUUUACUCCUGCUCCGUCGCUUAUUAUAACCCUUCUCAUGCUAAUGGCGACUCGCUUUUCUCUAUCUCGUUCAGCUCACUUUUGCUUAAAAACCCCUGCUUUCUCCCGUCCAACAACAAAAAACUUACUUCAGUGCCGUUCCUGUCCCCUUUGGUCCUCCUCUUUCGCACUCUGUCUUCACACUCUCCCCAAGUCAACACCCCCUUCUCCUCAUCACCGUCGCAAAACCAUCGCCGUCAGAUCGUUUUGUCCGGCGCCGGGAUCAAUUUCCGAUCAUCCUACUAAAAUGUCGACUACUACUUCCGAUGACAAUCCUCUGUUGAAGGACUUCUAUUUCCCACCCUUCGAUUCAAUCGAGGCCAAGCACGUUCGUCCUGGAAUUCGUGCUUUGCUCAAACAAGUCGAUGAGGAUUUAGAAGCUUUGGAGAAGACGGUGGAGCCCACCUGGCCGAAGCUGGUGGAGCCGUUGGAGAAGAUAGUUGAUAGAUUGACGGUUGUUUGGGGUGCCGUGAAUCAUCUUAAGUCUGUUAAAGAUAAUCCUGAUCUUCGUUCCGCUAUUGAAGAAGUUCAGCCGGAAAAAGUUGCUUUUUCGCUUAAAUUGGGUCAGAGCAAGCCAAUCUAUAAUGCAUUCAAAGCCAUACGGGAGUCUCCUGAUUGGGAGUCUUUGAGUGAUGCUCGUAAACGAAUAGUUGACUCGCAAAUAAAGGAGGCUGUACUAAGUGGUAUCGCCCUUGAGGAUGAUAAAAGAGAGCAAUUUAACAAGAUUGAACAGGAAUUAGCAAAGCUAUCUCAGAAAUUUGGGGAGAAUGUUUUGGAUGCCACCAAGAAGUUCGAAAAAUUAAUAACUGAUAAGAAAGAUAUUGAGGGAUUGCCUGCCACAUCUCUUGGUUUGGCUGCACAGACAGCAGUGUCUACGGGGCACGAAAAAGCUACUGCAGAAGAUGGGCCAUGGAUAAUCACAUUGGAUGCACCAAGUUAUAUGGCUGUCAUGCAGCACGCAAAGAAUAGAACUCUAAGAGAGGAGGUUUACCGUGCGUAUAUAAACCGUGCUUCUGAUGGAGACCUUGAUAACACUGGGAUAAUUGACCAAAUUCUUAAGCUUAGGUUGGAAAAGGCUAAGCUCCUUGGAUACAAUAACUAUGCCGAGGUAAGCAUGGCAAUGAAAAUGGCCACUGUUGAUAAAGCUGAAGAGCUUUUAGAAAAGCUUCGCAGUGCUUCUUGGGAUCCUGCAGUCAAAGAUUUGGAAGACCUGAAAGAGUUUUGUAAAAGUCAAGGUGCUCCAGAA